Messenger RNA from Nematocida parisii ERTm1, 1664 nucleotides. RefSeq lists its product as uncharacterized. The record is from RefSeq and is a predicted model, not a curated record. The transcript has a single exon. The coding region runs from base 1 to 1644 and encodes 547 amino acids. NCBI's taxonomy places the organism in Eukaryota, Fungi, Microsporidia.
AUGAUUUCAGCUGCAGCACAGACAAGCACGUUAGUAGUGCUUGGACUAAAGUCAGAGGGCAUUAAAGAGCAGAUGGAGGAGCUUAACAGAUUGGCAGAAGGGGACUAUUUUACAGAUGAAACCUUCUUCAUUAAGGACACGACUGGGCUAUGUCUCUGCGGGAAUGCAAAGCUAGUUGGUGAGCUAGUGAAAAGAUUGAAUAAGAUAAAUCUAAAUGGGGAGUGCUUGCAUGCUCUUUCUUUAACAAGGUAUAUGGCCAUGUAUAACAUAGGAAAGCUAUCUGUGGGAAAAGAGCAGGUGUAUAAACCAGCAGUUAAAAAAAUAAUAGGAGAGGAGGAAAUAGAUAUGUGGAGAGCAGAAGCACUUGGUGAGCAGUUUUUAAUAUACAAUGAAGACACUCUUUCUAACUACCAGUUGUCUAAAAUGUUUCCAUGCAAGCUGAUUAAAUCCAAACCAAUUAAAGAAAUGGAAAUAACGGUAAAGGAUGAGCUGAUAUUUGCACAAAAGCAGAAGAAUUUGUUUGUGUAUGGUGGGUAUUUAGACCUACUGGAUGGGUUUGUGCUGGACGACAUUAUAUCACACUAUACUCUAGGGAAGCAUAUAGUCAUUGGGUGCCAAAUAGACCCAAACCAACAGCUUUGGAGCAUAUAUAAUAUAUACAGCAAAAAAAACAUAAAAGAAGUAAUGAUUGGAAAUGAGGAGGCAUUUUCAGUAUCUGCCGGGAUGACUCAUUAUAUGAUAUCCAAUGAAAAAGGUGUGCAGGUGCGGCAGAUGGAGAGCGACGAGCUCAUAUAUCCAGAGUACUUUAAUAUUGAAAAUGAAAAGACAGAGGGAUUUAUGUCAGAUAAGGACAACGUGGUUCUAAUAGCAAAGAAGACCUCUAUAAGCACCCAGAUAAUUCUGCACAGCUUAGAUUCAGGAAGAGUAAUACGAAAAAGAGUUUUCACUAACAUAGAAAGCUAUUCCGUGGCAUUUGCGCCUGGAGAGGUAUCCAUUGUUAGUGUACGAAUGAUAGUAGACAAGGUAGGGCACUUUAUAGAGAUAUGGAAUGUGGAUGGGAAGAUAGUGAUGUCAAAGGCUUUGGGAGAGAAUGUUAAGAAUGUAUAUCCCAGCAAGCACACUGUUGUGGUGCAGACACCCACAUCUGCUAAGAUACUGAAGAGAGUACAGAAUAUACUAGUAGAAGGGACCGUGGUUAGAGAGCCCAUUUCAAAGAUAGUGGCUGGGGAGAUAACUCUUUUGCUUAUAGACUCUGGAGACAUAUGCGUUAUUGGAAAGGACGGGGAAAUACUCAAUAGAGUCCUGGAAACUGGAGCAUCAGAUAUUCAGAUGUCGCCAUUUGGUUUAUAUAUUUCUCUUCUCUCAAGCGAGCAGGUUAGAAUACUUGACAUAUGCGGAAAAGAAGUAUUUGCAUCAAACAUAAAAAGGAACAAUGGAUUUUUCUGGAGAACGGUGGUCAGUUCAUCAGAAGAGGUGAUUUUGAAUGAAGAAGAGAUACAGAAGUACAAGACAGAGGAUAGUCUCAGAAGAAAAGAAGCAAGAAAGCAGUUUAUGCGGGAUAAUGAAGAGAAGAUAAAGGAGUGGAGAAUGUUCUUACAUGAAAUGAAAAGAUUUAAGUCAUUGAAUGCACAGAUACACAGUUAACCUAAAAAUAAAUAACCCUA